GUGCUGGGAUUAAAGGUGUACGCCACCACCGCCCGGCUCCAUUUAUUAAUGUUUUAACCACUCUUUGGUUUGAUUUUUUUUUUCCUCUUGUCUAAGUUCACGUUGAUUUUUGUUCAUUUUUUUUCUGCCUUCUUUAUUUUCUUACUAAUGUAUAAUGUACAUUUAGCAUACUUCAUUCUUGUUGGGCAGGCACCUCUGAGGUUUGGGGAAGGUGUGUGGUUGAGUCGCUGCUGCCACAGACAUAAUGUGUGGCCCUGUCCAUGAGCGAGCCCUCCCGUCAGGGUACCACCCCAUCCCCAUACCAGUGCCCAUCCCCUGUUCUUGGAUGUCUGUGUGUCUGCUCUUCUCUGAGAUGAGCUACCUCAGUGCCUGCCUCUUGGGAGAGAUUAGAUUUUAUUCCAGUUUUUGGCAAGUAUAAAUAAUUUGGGGUUUGGGCUUAUUUUGCUAUGAUUUGUAAUCAUGAAAGUUUAGAUUGCGGAUGCCUUUUUUUCCCCUUUUACAAUUUUUUUUUGGUUUUUUUGAGACAGGAUUUUUUUCAUAGAGCUCUGGCUGUCUGGAACUUGCUCUGUAGACCAGGCUAGCCUCAAACUCACAGAGAUCCACCUGCCUCUGCCUCCUGAGUGCUGGGAUUAAAGGUGUGCGCCACCACUGUCUGGCUCAAAGUAUAUUUCUGCAUUGGCUGGGACUUGAACCUAGGGCCUCCCGUGUGGCGGGCGAGAAUUCUACCACUGAGCCACCAGUGCUUUUGGGUGCCCUAUUAAAAAACUAGUUUUAUUAAGAAAUGAUCCACAUUGAUGAAUUUCAACAAAGUGCCCCAGGAGGGCCCCAAAUCUAAGCCCAGAGACUUCCUCCAAUUCUGUACUCUUUCCUUCCCUUGGGCCUUGCUUUUUCCAGGAGACCCCCACCCUGGUGUGAAUGCCUCUGAGCACUAGCUGCUGGAGGUAAAAGGAUGUGGCUGACCUGCUGGCAGGUGGCCCAGGCUCAGGAAGCAAUAUGGUGGCAGGCCUGCAAGUGUGUGCCUACAUGGGAGCAAGGACCUGCAGUUGCUAACUCUGCCCAUUUCAACAGGAGGAACCUUCUAGUCACCUCAGCUAAGGAGGGGGUUCAUUGCCAAGGAGUUCUGCCAGCCUGGCAGUGUGACAAUCCAGCAUGCUCUCUGUACUGGGACUCCUGGAGCAUUGUGGUAGUGGGGUGAUCUGAGCUGUCCAGGCUAAGUCUGCCAGCUUUCAAAGUCUUCGUGUCUAUCUGUGGAGCCUGGCCUCUGGUGGUGAAUGGUCGACACACGGUUCUUGCCUGCAGCAGCUACUUGGGAAGACUAUGUCUACUUUGAGAACUCCUCCAGCAACCCGUACCUGAUCCGCAGGAUUGAAGAGCUCAAUAAGACAGCCAACGGGAAUGUGGAGGCCAAGGUGGUGUGUUUCUACAGAAGGCGGGACAUUUCCAGCAGUCUCAUCGCCCUGGCUGACAAGCAUGCAACCCUGUCAGUCUGCUAUAGAGCCGGACCGGGGGCGGACACCGGCGAGGAAGGGGAAGUGGAGGAAGAGGUGGAGAACCCAGAGAUGGUGGACCUGCCUGAGAAACUGAAGCAUCAGCUGCGGCACCGGGAACUGUUCCUCUCUCGGCAGUUGGAGUCACUGCCCGCCACCCACAUCAGGGGCAAAUGCAGUGUUACCCUGCUCAAUGAGACUGAGUCACUCAAAUCCUACCUGGAGCGUGAGGAUUUCUUCUUCUAUUCUCUAGUCUACGACCCACAGCAGAAGACCCUCCUGGCUGACAAAGGGGAGAUCCGAGUAGGAAACCGGUACCAGGCUGACAUCACUGACUUGCUGAAAGAAGGUGAGGAGGAUGGCCGUGAUCAGUCGAAACUGGAGACCAAGGUGUGGGAAGCCCAUAAUCCGCUUGUGGAUAAGCAGAUUGACCAGUUCCUUGUAGUGGCCCGCUCCGUGGGCACCUUUGCACGGGCCCUGGAUUGCAGCAGCUCCGUGCGGCAGCCUAGCCUGCACAUGAGUGCCGCAGCAGCCUCCCGAGACAUCACCCUGUUCCAUGCUAUGGACACGCUGCACAAGAACAUCUACGACAUCUCCAAGGCUAUCUCAGCCCUCGUGCCUCAGGGUGGGCCGGUGCUCUGCCGGGAUGAGAUGGAGGAGUGGUCAGCAUCAGAAGCCAACCUUUUUGAGGAAGCUCUGGAAAAAUAUGGGAAAGAUUUCACAGACAUUCAACAAGAUUUUCUCCCGUGGAAAUCGCUCACCAGCAUCAUUGAAUACUACUACAUGUGGAAGACCACCGACAGAUACGUCCAGCAGAAACGUUUGAAAGCAGCUGAAGCAGAGAGCAAGUUAAAGCAGGUUUAUAUUCCCAACUAUAACAAGCCAAAUCCAAACCAGAUCAGCGUCAACAGUGUCAAGGCCAGUGUAGUGAAUGGCACAGGGACACCAGGCCAGAGCCCCGGGGCCGGCCGGGCCUGCGAGAGCUGUUACACCACACAGUCUUACCAGUGGUAUUCUUGGGGUCCCCCUAACAUGCAGUGUCGCCUCUGCGCAUCUUGUUGGACAUAUUGGAAGAAAUAUGGUGGCUUGAAAAUGCCAACCCGGUUAGAUGGAGAGAGGCCGGGACCAAACCGCAAUAACAUGAGUCCCCAUGGCAUCCCAGCCCGGAGCAGUGGGAGCCCCAAAUUUGCCAUGAAGACAAGGCAGGCCUUCUACCUGCACACUACCAAGUUGACACGCAUUGCCCGGCGCUUGUGCCGUGAGAUCCUACGCCCAUGGCAUGCCGCACGCCACCCCUACAUGCCCAUCAACAGCGCAGCAAUCAAGGCUGAAUGCACAGCACGGCUGCCUGAAGCUUCCCAGAGCCCACUGGUGCUGAAGCAGGUAGUGCGGAAGCCCCUGGAGGCUGUGCUCCGGUACCUUGAGACCCAUCCCCGCCCCCCUAAGCCUGACCCUGUGAAGAGUUCAUCCAGUGUGCUCAGCAGUCUGACCCCUGCCAAGUCAGCCCCCGUUAUCAACAAUGGCUCCCCCACCAUCCUGGGCAAGAGGAGCUACGAGCAGCACAAUGGGGUGGAUGGCAACAUGAAGAAGCGCCUCUUGAUGCCCAGUAGGGGCACUUACCUGGGUCUGGCAAACCAUGGACAGACCAGGCACAUGGGACCGAGUCGGAACCUCCUGCUCAAUGGGAAGUCCUACCCCACCAAAGUGCGGCUGAUCCGUGGCGGCUCCCUGCCUCCUGUCAAGCGGCGGAGAAUGAACUGGAUUGACGCCCCAGACGACGUAUUUUACAUGGCCACUGAGGAGACCAGGAAAAUCCGCAAGCUGCUCUCAUCCUCAGAAACCAAGCGUGCUGCCCGCCGGCCCUACAAGCCCAUUGCCCUGCGCCAGAGCCAGGCCUUGCCGCUGCGGCCACCCCCACCUGCACCAGUCAACGAUGAGCCCAUUGUUAUUGAGGACUAGGCGGCCACCCACAGUGUGGCCUGCCUGGGCCCCUCCAUCAGCCCCAGAGUAUCCAGUGAGGCCUGCAGAGGCCAAGCGGCCUCCCUCCCCCACCAGACUGCUGCCCACCCCACCCUCUGUUUCCAUAGCGCCCCAAGUCCCGCCCUCACAUGCAGAGACACUGCUCCUCUGGUGGACAUGCGGGGGAAGAAGUGUGGUCUAACUUAUUCCAAGACACCGAGGAGUCUUUUUUAGCUUUGUGUUUACUUUCUGGCUGGAGCAGAGAUGAGGAACGCCGGGCCCUGCACAGGGCUUCUCACCCGGGGUGGGUUCUAAGGUUUGUUGUGUUCUGUUGAAGGUGCCAUUUUAAAUUUUAUUUUUAUUACUUUUUUUGUAGAUGAACUUGAGCUCUGUAACUUACACCUGGAAUGUUAGGAUUGGUGCGGCCAGCAGCGGCCAAGCUGCCUGGCGGGGUUGGUCCCUUGUCUUUUCAAGUAAUUUUCAUAUUAAACAAAAACAAAGAAAAAAAUCUCAUAAAAAGGAAAACCCCA
This is a messenger RNA of Peromyscus californicus insignis, 3976 nucleotides long. RefSeq names its product metastasis associated 1 (gene Mta1). The transcript has 22 exons. Gene Ontology annotation, molecular function: chromatin binding; transcription corepressor activity; transcription coactivator activity. Lineage: Eukaryota; Metazoa; Chordata; Mammalia; Rodentia; Cricetidae. The record is from RefSeq and is a predicted model, not a curated record. Gene Ontology annotation, cellular component: nucleoplasm; NuRD complex. Gene Ontology annotation, biological process: response to ionizing radiation; negative regulation of transcription by RNA polymerase II; double-strand break repair. The coding region runs from base 1272 to 3446 and encodes 724 amino acids.